AUGUCCAUAUCAACAAAUAAUUCAGAAGUUGAUAAAGAUCAUUUGUCUUUUAAUGAGUUAGGAUUUAAUAAUGUAGAGGAGACAGUCAAAGUUACCCCUUAUGUAUAUUUAACGACAUUUAUUAUUGCAAUUGGUGGAUUUAUGUAUGGGUAUAAUAGCGGAGUUAUUAGUGGUGCUAUGUUGUUACUGGAAAAUGAUAUUCCUAUGACAAGUUUUCAAAAAGGAUUGGUUGUUGGAGCAAUGCUAUUUGGUGCAAUGGUUAGUGGAAUAUUUGCAGGCAUUCUCUCGGAUUGUAUUGGAAGACGUGUCACACUACUCCUAGCAGCGAUUAUUUUUGCCAGUGGUUCAGUCAUAUUAGCAUAUACAUCUUUGCUGUCUGAAAGCAUUUCUAUUUCGCCUAUUAUAAUAUUGGUGUUGGGCAGGCUAAUUGUUGGAACUGGUAUUGGUUUGGUAUCAAUGGUCGUACCAGUUUACAUUGGUGAGAUAUCACCAGCAUUUUAUCGAGGAAAACUAGUCACAAUUAAUAUUCUCAUGGUUACCGGAGGUGAACUCGUUUCAUAUUUAAUCUCUAUAUUGCUUUCGAUACCUGAUCAUGGUUGGAAAUGGUUGUUUGGGAUACCAAUAAUUCCUUCAUUUAUUCAACUUUGCUGUAAAAUUGAUAAAGCAAGAGAAAUCCUUUCAAGGAUAUAUCCCAAUGUUCCUAAGAUUGAUGAUAUUUAUGAUACGAUUUCUCAAGAUGCUUCAGGAUCAUACAAACAAUUAAUUCGUUAUCCAAAUUUGAAACCACUUAUUAUUGCAUGUAGUCUUCAAGCAUUUCAAAAUCUGUCGGGAUUUAGCGUGCUUAUGUUUUACGGUGCCACUAUAAUGAAAAUGAUUGGAUUCAAUUCUUCUAAAAUCGAUAUAACUUCUUCAGUUAUUAUUACUGGAACUAAUUUUCUAUCAACUGUCGUAGCCGUCUUCAUAAUUGAUCGUGUGGGUAGACGCCGAAUACUGUUGUAUACUAUGAUUGGUGUCAUUUUUGGUCUAAUUAUUAUCAGUUCGGGUUUUUUCCUCAUAACUAAUAAGGUGUUUAAAUCGGGAUCAUGUAUUGAAUACGGUGCUAAUUGUGAAGCGUGUAUGAUUGAUGAUAGAUGUAAAUUUAUAAUGUCUGGAACUUCCGGAACAUGUGUACAAAAUAAUAACACAUUAAUGGAAGAUCAAUCUCUUAAUACUUGUCAAUCAACGAAUGUCCAAGGAGCUUUGUUAACUUUACUCGGAUUGUUCCUUUAUGUAAUAGGGAUUGGAAAUGUUCCAUGGACUAUUCAGGGAGAAUUAUUUCCUUUAAAUAUACGUGGUAGAGCUGCGGGAAUUUCUACUGCAAAAAAUUGGCUUAUAAGCUUAACAAUUUCAGUCUCAUUCCUUCCAUUAAUAGAAAAAUUAUCAAUUGUUGUAACGUUUUGGUUAUAUGCUGUAUUCAUGAUUAUCGGUUGGUUAUUUGUUUAUUUUCUGCUACCUGAAACAUCUAAAAAAUCUCUUGAAGAAAUUCGCAAAUUAUUUUUAUAA
Dentiscutata erythropus is the source of this 1542-nucleotide messenger RNA. Lineage: Eukaryota; Fungi; Glomeromycota; Glomeromycetes; Diversisporales; Gigasporaceae. The record is from the annotation of a GenBank genome assembly.